Molecule: messenger RNA, 643 nt
Organism: Molossus molossus (Pallas's mastiff bat)
Lineage: Eukaryota; Metazoa; Chordata; Mammalia; Chiroptera; Molossidae
Product: ubiquitin-conjugating enzyme E2 D4-like
Exons: 3
Coding region: 188-643 (151 amino acids)
Source: RefSeq, a predicted model, not a curated record
AGAGCGCGGAGCCAGACGACAGGGGCAGAACUCGGUGUGAAGUUCCGGGGUCAAAGGUGGACACUGUGAGCUCACAGAGCAGAUCUCCUACUGUCGGCAGGCACCCCAGUGUGGACGGCAGGGCCGAGCGGCAGCAGCAGGUGGUGCUGAGCAGCAGAGUCUUCAGGACCUCGGACAAGGGUCGGCCAUGGCACUGUCUCUGGCCGUGAGACGCCUGCAGAAGGAGUUCCUCGACCUUUCUCGACACCCCCCCGAGCUGUGCUCCGCGGGGCCCCUGGAGGAAGACAUCCUCACAUGGCAGGCGGUGGUCAUAGGGCCCCAGGGCAGCCCCUACGAGGGGGGGGUCUUUUUCCUAGAUAUUGUGUUUCCAAGUACUUACCCCCUGAAACCACCACAGGUCCAGUUCAGCACCCCCAUUUACCACCCGAACGUAAAUGAAAGUGGGUGCAUCGGGCUGGACCUGCUGACCUCCAAGUGGGCGCCCACGUGCACCAUCUCCCAGAUGCUGCUGGCCAUCUGCGCCAUGCUGGCGGACCCCAGCCCAGACGACAUCCUGGAUCCAGAAAUUGCAAACAUGUUCCUGGAGGAUAAGCCCAAGUUUGACCUCCAGGCCCGCAAGUGGACCGAGGAGUACGCCAUGUAA